AUGGCUCCAAGAACUUCCGGAAAAGCUGCUAAAAAGGCCGGUAAGGCAAAAGCCGCCAGAAGUGGCGACAAGAAGAGAAAGCGUAAGCGAGAGGAAAGCUACAGCAUCUACAUCUAUAAGGUGUUGAAGCAAGUUCACUCAGACACUGGUACAGAAUGUCCAGCAGUAUGGGUCCGGACAUCAUUGAGUUGCAUAUCAUUGGAAAGAGAAUCUCUAUCCAACGGUAACAGAAUUUUCACCAAUACGUUGAGUUUCAAGAGAGAUAUCAGUAGUUGUCUGUCAGAAGAUAUAGAUUUAGUAGCAAGAACCGCAGUUACUCUUGCUGCUGUUGCCGUUACGCCAUCUUCUGGGUUUUACUAG
Molecule: messenger RNA, 360 nt
Organism: Anneissia japonica
Lineage: Eukaryota; Metazoa; Echinodermata; Crinoidea; Comatulida; Comatulidae
Product: histone H2B, gonadal-like
Exons: 3
Coding region: 1-360 (119 amino acids)
Cellular component (GO): nucleosome
Molecular function (GO): structural constituent of chromatin; DNA binding; protein heterodimerization activity
Source: RefSeq, a predicted model, not a curated record